Laetiporus sulphureus 93-53 is the source of this 1621-nucleotide messenger RNA. RefSeq lists its product as uncharacterized. The record is from RefSeq and is a predicted model, not a curated record. The coding region runs from base 68 to 1387 and encodes 439 amino acids. NCBI's taxonomy places the organism in Eukaryota, Fungi, Basidiomycota, Agaricomycetes, Polyporales, Laetiporaceae. The transcript is spliced from 5 exons.
CGCGCUGCCACGCCACGCUCGUUUGCCCCUUCCCAAAGUGGUUCCGUAUGUGCUCGACGGAAGACCGAUGACCUCCGCUGCUGCCCCUUCUGCCGCCGAACUGGAGGACCAAUACCGCUCAUGGCUCCAGGCAACUCUGUCACCAGACGGGCGGGCAUUCAUGGAGAAGAGACGCGCCUUUGUCAACGUGAACAAGCUCAAAGAGGCUGCAUCGGAGGCUCUGAGGGAUACGUGCACCGGGGUGUACUUUGUUGGACAGGGCGGGUUCAACCUGAUAUACAUCCUCACCUUCGAACACGUGCCUCACGUCGUAGCCCGCGUGAAUGGAGCCUACCACGAACAAGAUAAGGAGCAAACCGACGAGCUGGUCGCUCAUAGGAUCUCAUCCGAGGCAGCAACGCUCGGGUACGUACGCCGACACACCACCAUUCCAGUAGCGAAGGUCUUCGCCGUGCAGACAGACCCACGGAACCCGGUAAACGCGCGCUACACUCUCCAAGAACGGAUCUUCGGCCGCAGCCUCCUCGACAUCUGGCAUACACUCACCGCACCUCAACGCACCGCGGUCAUAUCUCAAAUCGCCCAGAUCGAAUCCAAGCUGCACCAGACCCGUUUCCCCGCCAUCGGAAGUCUUCGAAAACAAGCGGACGGCGAGAUUUCGGUCGGCCCACUCGGCCUUUCCUGCACGCAUGCCUACCAUUUGCGCCGCGACCGCGGCCCGUGGACCUCCUCGAUGGACUGGCUUAGGGCGUACACAGUAGCCGAGCUGGACUUGCUAGAGAGCGCCCCAGACGAAUGGGCCGCCCUCCGCCGACGUGCACGUCUGCACAACGGCGACGCAGAGACUGGAGCGGAGCCCUGCACGCACCUCGCCUAUUUUCGAACGUAUUUCCGCCUUCUUCUCGACGCGCUAGAUACCCUGGCGGCGGUGCUACCCAAAGAAGAGUAUGAUCCUCCGCAGAUGCCGUUCGUCCUCUUCCACGAGGAUCUCUCGAUGUCCAACAUCAUGGUCGCGUACGACGACCCCGCCCGCGUCGUUGGCGUCGUCGAUUGGGAGGGCGCGUGCGUGGUGCCGCUCUGGGCAUGCUUUGGCGAGGACCAUCUCCUCGAUGCCGACGAUGACGAUGAUGCCGUGGUGUCUCUGCGCCUGGCACGGGACCGCAUACACGAGGAAAUGGAGCCGAAAGUCACCAAGGCGAAGGCACCCAGGUUCCCAUUGCAUCAUCUGUAUUUCGUCGUCUCGUCCUGGGGGUCGAUGGCGUGGAGCAUCGAGACAUCAUGGGAUUGUGUUAGGACAAUGCUCGCCCAGUGUCCCGAGAAGUACGCGCUGCCAUUCGGCAAGCUGCUUCAGUUCAUAGAUUCUUGCCAGAUUCAUGCAUUGGGAUAACAUUUUGAGUGUUGUUUAUGUGGCUCAUGAAUGCCAAAACCACCUUCGGCAUUAAGGGUCACAGUCUAUAUCAGUGCCACAAGAGGGUAGUUACUCGAGCCAGACAGAAUUGUGCAUCGAAAUUGCAUCUCAUAAGGUAUUAGUUGAGAUAUGUCCGAACGUAAUGCGUGGUUGCUUGUUGGGCAUGUCAAGACCAAGGGCCAGGUGGGUGUUGAGAUUGCCACAAUGCAUCGG